UCCUUUUCUUUUAUUAUGAAUAUAUGAUUAUAAAUUAAAAUGACGAGGGGUUUAGGGUGUAAGAAUGUGGGCAGAGGAUGCGCUUGGGGCUCCUGCGCCCUCGCUCGCGCUUCUUCCGUCUCAAUCUCGAUAGCAAUGCUUCCUCCUCCUCAUCUUCCACUGGCGACAAUGGUGGGGAAAAUGGCCGCUCGAAUCCAGUGCUCAAGAAGAAGAAGCACCCCGGCUCGCAAGACAGCAAUGGCGAUCCCUUGAAGGAGCUGUGCUCGCUCGUCGCCUCUGCUACUUCCAAGCCAAAUGCGGUGCUCAUCUCGGCGUCGUCCCGGACGAAAUCGCUCCAGCAGCGCUACAAUCGCGUGGAAUGCAGCAUCCGCCAGGUACGCUCGAGUCGCUCGAGUGGAUUCUUCGGCCAUGCCGAUGCGAUCCUCGAUAUUUUGGGGUUCCUAGAGCAUGGACAGGAAAUCGGCAGUGCUCUGGGGCAGCGAUUCGAGUCUCUUCUCUCGGAUUUUCUAGUCGCUAGGGUUGUGCUUGGAGCUCAGAGCUUAGAGAUGGCGUGCUCGUUCUUCGAGUGGGCGUCUGGAAGUGGUGGGAGCUACAGGCCCGGGAUCUUGGCAUACGAUUGCCUCGUUCAUGUUCUUGUCAAGGGUGGAAGAGCUGGGCAGGCAUACGAUAGAUUCCAGGAGCUCUCCAGGUUUUCCUUGGCUCCCUCCAAGUUCAUGUAUGGGAUUCUCGUGGAUGGUCUAGCGGCACAGGGCGAUACCGAGAAGGCACUGGCGAUCUUCGAAGAGUUUAAGGAACGCUAUGGUGGAGAAGAAGAAGAGAGGGUCGUCCAGUGCUUUGGUUUCCUCGUCACUGGACUUUGCAAGGCUGGGAAGAUCUCCGAGGCCACGGAUCACUACCAAAGGCUGCGAAAGAGCUUGCGAUUCUUGAGCGUGGUGGUGUAUAACAGUCUCAUAGACGGGCUUGUCAAGGCCAAGCUCGUGGACAAGGCACUGGAGAUUUUCUCUCGAGACAUGGACGAGGCUCUCUGCCAGCCAAACUCUCACACUUAUGGAGCUCUUGUCUCGGGGCUUUGCAAGGCCGGCAGGAUCGCAGAGGCUUGCGAGCUCUUCCAGCAGAUGAUCGAGAGAAGAUACACUCCUCACGUAGUGCUCUACACGACUGUGAUCGAUGGGCUUUGCAAGGCACGGCAGUUUGACAAGGCUUGCUCGUACCUGGAAAAGAUGGAAAGUCCCGACAUCGUUACGUAUAGUGCGUUUAUAGACGGGCUUUGCAACGUUGGAAAGGUGGACUAUGCUUUUGAGCUCCUCAAGCAGAUCCAAGAGCGUGGAAACGCUCGGCCCGACGUGGUGCUCUACACUAUAUUCAUCAAGGGACUGUGCAAGGCUGGGCAAGUGGACAACGCUGUGGAGUUGUUCUACAAGAUGGAAGAUAUCGGCUGUCCUCCCAAUGCUGUGACUUACAACUCGCUCAUGCGAGCGCUGGCUUGGCACAAGAGCGUGGACGCUGCCCGGAGGCUCUUCACGGAGAUGAUAAGAAAAGGAUGCGAGCCCGAUGGAGCGACUUACGUGCUUAUCUCCGAAGUUUUUUUCAAGAGCAAGAGCUUGGAGGACGCUCGCAAGUUUGAGGAAGAUGUGAGAAACGAAUGCGGCAGCCUCAAAGGCUUGGCUGCGUAUGUUUCUCAGAUCAACAAGCUCUGCAGGGAAAGGAAGCUGGAAGAGGCGUACAGGAUUCUCCAGACGAUCGCCAAAGACAUGCAGCCAACAGUGGGGAUGUACGCAACGCUCGUUCGCGCCUUUCUGCGAGACGAAAGAGCCAUGGAGGUGGACGAGCUCGUGAAAGACAUGGUCCGGAGAGGGUGUGCUCCAUCGUGUGAACUUCACAACGCCAUCAUGGCUGGCUUGAGGUGGAUCGCUAGGAACAAGAAGCUGCCAGCCUUCGUCCACAAGUUGGUCUCGGAGAUGGAAGAGAAGCAGUGGAUUCCAGACGCACUUUUUUGCACCAGUCUUGUGGAAGGACUGUGCCAAGCCGGCUAUCCAGGCCUUGCACAGCAGCUAGUGACACAAGCUGACAGCAAACAAGGCUCGAUCAAUCACCACCUGUGGGAUACUCUCGUCAGGAUGCUUUUCACGUCGGGAAAACUCAAGAUAAGCUUGACAGUUGCUGAGCAAGCGCUGGAAAGGGGUUGUGAGAUCCAUGUUUUGACGUACUACGAGAUCAUACGAGGACUUGUGAGGCUUGGCAAGGUGAGCAAGGCACUGGCGCAGUUCCAGAAAAUGGUCGAGCAUGGAAAGCCGACACUCAGCAGACAGAUGGCCAUGGUUCACAGCAGCCUUGUAACAAAGCUGUGUAGGAGGGGCCGACUAGAGGACGCUUACGAGCUCCACCAGAAAAUGGUGAAGCGAGGAUUGUCCCCGACGAUAAAGUCCUACAAGCUUCUGAUCAAGUACCACUUCAAGGCUGGAAAAGCUGGAGUUUCUCGGCAGUUGUUUGAGCAGAUGCAAAAGGUGGAUUCGCCGCAAACUCGAGACACUUACAGGGUGCUGUUGGAAGGCUACUGUCAAGCCGGAAUGCUGGACGAAGCCUAUGGAGCUUUGGAAGAAACUGUUGCCCGCCAGUUCAAGCCCACUGGAGCGAGCUACCUUGAGCUGAUCCGAAAGCUCUGUGAGCUGGGAAGAACCGAGGAGGCGCACCACAUACUCCAGAGGAUGGUUUCGCUCGGCCAUCGCCCCCUGCUGCUGUCUUACAACGCCGUCUUUCAGGCCUACUACGAGAGUGGAAGGUUUGCAAACGCUCGCGAAGUUUUCCAGGAGAUCCUAAGGCUGUUUAGGAUCGAUAAAGCCAGACAGUUCCCUAUCACGGAGGAUCAGCUGCGAGUCAUCUUCGAUCGACCAUAUUAAGAAUGCAAAAGAGCUCUUCUUUCUAAGAGACGAGCCGCGACAAGAUCCACUCCAAGCUUCUCGAGCUAGGCGAUGGCGAUCGCGAAGGUUCCAAGCAUAUAUAGGAGCAGGCACGAGAUCAUUGUCCGCGUUAAUGGAAUCAUCUUACUAAUUAGUGGAAGUUAUUAAUUGUGUUUUACAGGUUUGCCGUAAAAUUUAGAGAAUUUUACACUCCUUCCUGUUUAUGAAUAUUUCCAGCACCUUCUAAAAGCAUGGACAUCACUAAAA
This is a messenger RNA of Selaginella moellendorffii, 3164 nucleotides long. RefSeq names its product pentatricopeptide repeat-containing protein At1g63330. NCBI's taxonomy places the organism in Eukaryota, Viridiplantae, Streptophyta, Lycopodiopsida, Selaginellales, Selaginellaceae. Bases 78 to 2897 code for a protein of 939 amino acids. The transcript is spliced from 2 exons. Gene Ontology annotation, molecular function: protein binding. The record is from RefSeq and is a predicted model, not a curated record.